AAACGACGCAAACGUCAAACCGCUGGCCCUGGACUGCUAAACAGGCGUGGGAUUGCUGUAGCAUUGCUUGUAUUCCAUUAGAUACUUGAGUUUACCGUAACCGAUCUAGCGCGGUGAGUCGGCAAAGGGGUUGUGCCAAUUGAGGAACGUGGUACCGUGACAGCCGACAAACAAGGAUGUUUAAAAAAUUUGACGAGAAGGAGAACGUCUCAAACUGCAUCCAGCUGAAAACAUCAGUGAUCAAAGGCAUCAAAAAUCAGCUCUUGGAACAAUUUCCUGACAUUGAGUCAUGGCUUAAUCACAUAAUGCCAAAAAAGGAUCCUGUCAAAAUAGUGAGAUGCCAUGAACACAUUGAAAUCCUGACAGUGAAUGGGGAACUGCUUUUCUUCAGACAGAGAGAAGGACCAUUCUACCCAACCCUCAGACUGUUGCAUAAAUAUCCUUUCAUUCUGCCACACCAGCAAGUAGACAAAGGCGCCAUUAAAUUUGUUUUGAGUGGAGCCAACAUAAUGUGCCCUGGGUUGACAUCGCCGGGCGCUAAACUCUACCCAGCUGCCACUGACACCGUUGUUGCCAUCAUGGCGGAGGGAAAACAACAAGCACUUUGUGUUGGCGUUAUGAAGAUGUCUGCAGACAGCAUAGAAAAAGUCAACAAGGGAAUCGGAAUUGAGAACGUUCAUUAUUUGAAUGAUGGAUUGUGGCACAUGAAGACUUAUAAAUGAUGACAUCAUCUGCAACGCCCGUCCCCCCUCUCUCUGGCAAGUGUGGAGCUCCUGAGAGCAACGCGUGAGCUACCCAUCAACCGGUCACACCUAAGAACUUAAGCUGCGUAACCUGCUGAAGGCUGUGAAUCAACCACCAUGUGCACAAAUAAAAGAUCUGGCUUUAAAUCA
This is a messenger RNA of Gasterosteus aculeatus aculeatus (three-spined stickleback), 893 nucleotides long. It is a transcript of the gene mcts1, whose product is annotated as MCTS1 re-initiation and release factor. Gene Ontology annotation, molecular function: RNA binding. The record is from RefSeq and is a predicted model, not a curated record. Gene Ontology annotation, biological process: formation of translation preinitiation complex. Lineage: Eukaryota; Metazoa; Chordata; Actinopteri; Perciformes; Gasterosteidae.